Messenger RNA from Theobroma umbraticum, 2192 nucleotides. Its product is annotated as alpha/beta-Hydrolases superfamily protein. NCBI's taxonomy places the organism in Eukaryota, Viridiplantae, Streptophyta, Magnoliopsida, Malvales, Malvaceae. Gene Ontology annotation, biological process: lipid catabolic process. The record is from RefSeq and is a predicted model, not a curated record.
AACCUAAUUCUUUCUUCCUUAAUUUCUCUUUCAACCUUUUUCUUUGUUUUUAUUUAAUCUUUUUGUCUCUUCUUUGAGCUGUUCUUUUGUUCUUCUUCUUCCUCUGCUAAUUCUCAUCCAACCACUAUUAGAAAAGUAGCUGUAGCAUAAAACAACCCCACCACUAAACUUCUCCAAUCUUCAGAUACACCCAUUAAAUACUAUCGUCUUUGCUUCUUGAAUUCCCACUUUGUAAUUCAAAGUUUUCUCUUUUUUUCUCAAAUUUUGCAACUUUUUUUUUGGCAGAGAAACCUUUUUUUUAUAUAUAUAGAUAUGAUUAUCUGCACUUUUGAGCGCCCUUUUCCUGCACACCCUCAAGUGAAAAUAUGAAACUUUUCUGGCUUUUUUGUUCUUCUUUAUCAGGAAUUUCGUUUUCGACUUCUCUUUAGGAAAGCAUAUCAAUUUGAGCUACGGCAGUGUAUAUACUCUUUUUGCUAACACUUGGGCCCCUUUGAGAUUCCAGAGACCAUUAAUUACCUUCAAUUUAGUUGGCUUAUGCCUUCAUCAGUGGAUGUUUCCUUUUGGAAACUUAAUCAACUUUCUAAACCCAGAUUUUCCCAACCUGAAGUUUUCAUUUCCACCUUUGAUCAAAACAAAAAGUACCCGCUUUAUAUUUAUUACAUAUUAUCAAAUCUUUACAUUGAUAUGGAGUCCGUGGCAUGUUAUUAACAUGUUUGAUUCAUAGGUGCGUCUAUGUCAAUCGCCUGUUGCUGUCCCAUCCUUGAAUGUGUCUACUGUUUGGCCUGUGCCCGUUGGGUAUGGCAGAAAUGUCUAUACACUGCAGGCCAUGAAAGUGAGCACUGGGGUUUAGCCACAGCUGAGGAAUUUGAGGCAGUGCCACGCCUUUGUCGUCUAAUUUUAUCAGUUUAUGAAGAUGAUCUUCAUAAUCCUCUAUGGGCUCCCCCUGGAGGCUAUGGCAUUGACCCCGAUUGGGUUAUCUUAAGAAAAAAUGACCCAGAAACUCAAGGCCGAGCUCCUCCUUACAUGAUUUACUUGGAUCACGAUCAUGCUGAUAUUGUCUUGGCUGUCAGGGGACUUAAUUUAGCAAAGGAAAGUGAUUAUGCUGUUUUGCUUGAUAACAAACUUGGGCAGGCAAAAUUUGAUGGUGGCUAUGUGCACAAUGGGUUAUUGAAGGCCGCAGGAUCGGUUUUUGAUGCCGAGUGUGAGGUUUUAAGGGAAUUACUUGAGAAGAAUCCAAGUUACACUUUGACAUUUGCUGGGCAUUCCCUUGGGGCAGGGGUGGUGGCAUUGUUGGUGAUGGUUGCAGUUAAAAAUCGCGGCAAAUUGGGAUUCAUGGAGAGGAAACGGAUUAGAUGCUAUGCCAUUGCUCCUGCUAGGUGUAUGUCUCUCAAUUUGGCCGUUAGAUAUGCGGAUGUCAUCAAUUCUGUUGUGCUUCAGGACACUUGCACCAUGGAGGAGAAGAUGCUUAAAGAUCCAAGGCGGCUGUAUGCACCUGGUCGCCUGUACCACAUUGUAGAAAGAAAGCCCUGCAGGAUAGGAAGAUAUCCCCCAGUGGUGAGGACAGCGGUACCUGUUGAUGGGAGGUUUGAGCAUAUAGUUCUAUCCUGCAAUGCAACCUCUGACCAUGCCAUUAUUUGGAUAGAGAGAGAGUCCCAAAGAGCCCUUGAUUUGAUGGUGGAGAAAGAUGAGAUAAUGCAGAUUCCUGCAAAGCAGAAAAUGGAGCGACAGGAGUCUCUUGCUCGAGAACACAGUGAAGAGCACAAGGCAGCUAUGCAGAGGGCAGUUGCUUUGGAUAUCCCUCAAGCUUACUCGCCUUUGUCAUAUGGAACAUUCCAUGAAAUGGAAGAAGCUGAAUUUUCUGGCAGAUCAAGUGAGGUAUCUGAGUUACCAUCUAGGAAAAGAAGGGAGAGUUGGGAUGAAUUUGUAGAGCGCCUUUUUGAGGUAGAUGAGUCCGGCCACAUGGUGUUCAAGAAGUCUGUUUCAUAGAACAAUGCUCAACCUCUCUCCAUCCCUAUUCCCCACCCCACCUCGCUUCCCAAACAAAACAAAAAAACCCUGCAAGAUGCAUUCUUUCAUGCACCCUGCAAUUCAUUGCUUGAUUACCAAAUAUGGAAUUAUUAUAAGAAUGAUAGUUUGUACAUAAAAGUAAAUCAAUUUUAUCAAAGUAGAGCAUCCCUUUUUCUUGAUGUUCA